GUUGGCAUUCAGAUAGUAUGAUUUAAUUAUUACACUCCUUUUUAGGUCAUGCUAUUCUCUGGUGGUUCAACCUUUCCAUGGGGACAUUCCCUUGGGAUGAAAUUAGAUUGCACAACAUGUCUUGACAAUCUAAGAAAGUCGCCGUGGGAGUGGUGAGGAAUCCUAUAUAAACAGCCAACCUUGCACUUUUAUUUACAGGAAAGAGUGGAGAGUGCCUGUGUGUAUUGCCAGAUUCAACAAGCUCUGAACGAUAAUGGAGGCUCUGAGUAUGGCAAACACGGAGUUUGCCCUUGACCUUUUCAAGCAGGUGUGCCAGACUCGUCAGGAUAACAACAUCUUGUUUUCACCUUGGAGUAUUUCUUCUAUUAUGGCGGCUGUGUGUCUUGGGGCCAGAGGCUGUACUGCAGAGCAGAUAAUGGAGGUAUUUCAUUUUAAGAAAGUUGGGAGGACGGGAGCCACUAGGGCCAUAACGCGACGAGCAUAUUCCAAAAUGGAGGAGCUUCUGUACAACCCUUGCAUCUCUAUCCAGAAGGCACCGCUCAAUAUACCAAACAAUAUCCAUUCGGAAUUCCAGGCGCUUAGCCAAGAAAUCAACCAGACUUCUAAAAAUAUCCUGCUUAAAAGCAUCAAUCAACUAUACGGUGACAGAUCAAUGCCUUUCAGAAACGAAUUCUUACAAUCAGUCAAGAAAUAUUACAGCAUGGAGCCUCAAACAGUAGAUUUUCAGAAAGCUUCCGAUGAAGUCAGAAAAGAAAUUAAUUCCUGGGUGGAACGUCAGACAGAAGGUAAAAUACAGAAUCUGUUGAAGGAGGGGUCCAUAGAUUCUCUUACCCAACUGAUCAUGGUGAACGCACUAUACUUCAAAGGAAACUGGUCAAAGACCUUUAAGAAGGAAGCCACAACAGAACAGCCUUUCAGAAUGAACAAGACCACAAGCAAAGCAGUACAGAUGAUGUUCCAGAAGAGUAAAUUUAAUUGGAACUACAUAGCAGAAGUCCAGACUCAUAUUCUUGAGCUCCCAUAUGUCAAUAAAGACCUCAGCAUGUUUAUCCUACUCCCAGAUGACAUCAGAGAUAACAGCACUGGCUUGGAAAUGCUAGAAAGAAAAUUGACCAGUGAGACUUUAUCCAAGUGGACAAGUCCAGAAGCAAUGGAGGAAAUGGAAGUACGGGUCUAUCUUCCUAGGAUCCAACUAGAAGACAGCCAUGAGUUAAAGUCCACUUUGAGCCGCCUGGGGGUCACGGAUGCCUUCGACGCCGGCCGCAGCGACUUCAGUGGGAUGUCUGACAAAAGCGAUCUGGUUCUGUCUCAGGUUUUCCACAAGUGCUUUGUGGACAUCAACGAAGAGGGUACGGAAGCUGCCGCUUCCAGUGUCGCUGAUAUAGCCAGCCGAAGUGAAGGGGAUGCCGUUUUGUUCGCCGCUGAGCACCCGUUUCUCUUCUUUAUAAGGCAUAAUAAAAGCAAAAGCAUCCUCUUCUUUGGGAAGUUCUGCUCCCCCUAAGCUGUCGCAAUCGCGUUAGCAAACAGGAAGGAUCUUACCUCAGUAGGGAAGAUGCUGCAGGGACAGUUAACCACCAUCUUUCUCAACAGAGGGCCUCUUCUUCACACUUUGAGGAACAGAAUAAUAUAUAGAUACAUGUGUUAUGUUACCAAUAUGUUCACCCGAAAGGUCAACUUCCUCUUUUAGAAAGGAACAAAACUCAACUGGCAUGGCCUUGAGGCAACUUUCCCAACACUGCAAAUUGUGGUGUUUGUGAAUACAAACUGGGACAUUCAGCAAAGGAACUACUGCGUUUUUGGGGGCCAAUUAGAAGCAAUCCAAGGAAAUCAGUCAAAGUAACUACAGUUACUAACCCACUGUGCAGUGCCCAGUAACAUAUACGUUGGCUUAUUACAGCUACAUUGUGUGAACUGUUUCCUUCGUGCUCCGAUAGACAAACAUUGCAGGCAAGAGCCAAGAAUGUACAUGCGAUUUUCCUUUUUUUAGACCCCUCGGGAAUUUGCAGAACUGCAGAGUUUGGUUGCUUUAUAUUUUAUCUAUGUGGUUUAUGUGAUGAACUGCCUUAACUUAUUUCACUGCUGGCUUGAAAUUUAGGAUAGUUUUGAUGGUCCGGCGAAGUUUUUUAAAAUAGUACUGUUUUGUUACAAGGAUUUAUUUAUUCUGUUGCUUUAAAGUCUCCAUGCCUUUGAAUUUUGUUGUAGUGUGCAAAUCCAUCGUGAAAAGAGAUGGAAUACUGAUUGGGAGAGAAUAGGUAAAAAAUAUUUCUAUUCCAAUCCUGAUAAAAAUAAAUAUUUUUAUA
Molecule: messenger RNA, 2300 nt
Organism: Heteronotia binoei (common prickly gecko)
Lineage: Eukaryota; Metazoa; Chordata; Lepidosauria; Squamata; Gekkonidae
Product: leukocyte elastase inhibitor-like
Exons: 8
Coding region: 254-1501 (415 amino acids)
Biological process (GO): negative regulation of endopeptidase activity
Molecular function (GO): serine-type endopeptidase inhibitor activity
Source: RefSeq, a predicted model, not a curated record